Eutrema salsugineum is the source of this 625-nucleotide messenger RNA. RefSeq lists its product as uncharacterized. The annotation marks the transcript as partial. The transcript is spliced from 4 exons. The record is from RefSeq and is a predicted model, not a curated record. Lineage: Eukaryota; Viridiplantae; Streptophyta; Magnoliopsida; Brassicales; Brassicaceae.
AUGUCGACCUUCACAUUCCUCACUGCCCUGAAGCCAUUCAAAACUCAAUGGAGGAUCCGUGUCAAGAUACUGAAGUUGUGGAAACAGUAUUUGAAUGGGAUCGAGACGAUGGAGAUGGUCGUUGUCGAUGAACUGAAUCAAACUAUGCAUGUUAGUAUGAAGAAGCAGUUCAUAAAAAAAUUUGAAAAUCUUCUAGAGGAAGGAACUACUAAGAUCAUCACUAAUUUUCAAGUCACUCACAACGGUGGUAAGUUCAGGACUACUUCUCAUGUUUACAAGAUCCAGUUUGCUGCCACGACGUCUAUCAGACCUUCUGAAGAUCUGGAUGCCACAAUUCUUGGGUUGAAGUUGGUGAACUUCGCUGAUAUUCACGAGGGCAAGUUGAAUCCUGAUUUUCUAAUAGAUAUUGUUGGACAAAUUGUUAGUAUUGGUGAGGUUGAGAUUCUCAACGUUAACAAAAAACAGACCAAACGUCUAACAAUGACACUUCGUGACACCAGUGAUGUGCGCCUGAAUUUUGUUCUCUGGGGGAAUUAUGCCGAAAGUUUGGAGAGUGUUGCUACACAUGCAACUAAUGCUACCAUUUGUUUCGUGUUAAGAUUCGGAAAGUUAAGAUUGUAUCAAG